This is a messenger RNA of Mauremys mutica (yellowpond turtle), 3033 nucleotides long. RefSeq names its product metallophosphoesterase domain containing 2 (gene MPPED2). Gene Ontology annotation, molecular function: hydrolase activity. The record is from RefSeq and is a predicted model, not a curated record. Bases 943 to 1827 code for a protein of 294 amino acids. The transcript is spliced from 11 exons. Lineage: Eukaryota; Metazoa; Chordata; Testudines; Geoemydidae.
AGCCUUGAGUAUGCAGCAGCAGACCUCCCAGGGAUCAACCACACAUCAUAUAUCCAUCUUCUUACUGGUCGACCUGCCACCAUUCCUGUCACGAUAACCUUCUCAAGGUUAUUUCCAUCUCUACACCUAAUGUGACCAAAGCAUACAGAAAACAAUGAGCUUUUCUUAUAAGGAGGCCCUCUCCUGAGAAGCCAGUCCUGGGGCAUACAAAUUGGCUCCAUGGGAGGGGGCAUUGCAGCAGUUUGGCAGAAGAGCUCUGCCCCCCUUGCUUGGGGAGUGAAGUCAGAGGCAGCAGGAGGAGCUGGCUGGCUGUGUGUGUAUGUGCAGAGCUCCUUGGCCGCCCUGUUUCCUGGUGCUCUGCUCCCUGACCCCAGUGGCAGUCCCUUCUCACUGCACGGCUCUGCUCUCUCCCUCCUUUGCUCUCGCUCGCUCUCCCCUCUGUCUCUCUGGCUCGCUCGCUGCUCUCCCAGAUCGAGGCUCUGCUCUCAUUCUUUCUCUCUGUGUCUCUCAUUUCCACUCUCCAGCCGGCCGGGGGACCCUCAGGGUCGAAGGUUUUGCCCUGCCUACACCAACCUCCACCUUCCAGCCUUUCUCUUAACCAGCUCUCUCAAAUCCCCCAUGGAUCGGUUCCUCUCCCAGCACUGAAGGCAUCCCUAGGACACACAGCAGCAGCCAGAAAAAGAAAGAACUCCACAUUAAAGAAGAAGAUAAUCCAACACCUCUGAUAGCUGGCAAAAGAUCUGACGAAAUGUAACCAACUUUGUAAAGCUAGCUGUGCUUCGAAGAGGGUGCAGGCAUUUGACAAGAGCCAUUUGACCUUCAUGAGAAGUCUGUAGUGUUGAUGAGGAGAUCCUUGGGUUCAGAAGUUGGCUGGAACACAAUGCCCACCGCCAUUCUUGACUCUGGAAAGUUGUAAAUUGCUCAUGUCUAUAAGGAGGAAGGAUGGCUCAUGGAAUUCCUUCACAAGGCAAAGUUACUGUAACAGUGGAUGAAUACAGCUCAAAUCCAACCCAGGCAUUUACACACUACAACAUCAACCAGAGCAGGUUCCAGCCUCCACAUGUACAUAUGGUCGACCCUAUCCCAUAUGACACUCCAAAACCAACGGGCCACACGCGAUUUGUCUGCGUCUCAGACACACACUCCAGAACAGAUGGCAUCCAGAUGCCUUAUGGGGACAUCCUUCUCCACACAGGCGAUUUCACCGAGCUGGGACUGCCCUCCGAGGUUAAGAAGUUUAAUGACUGGUUAGGAAGCCUGCCAUAUGAAUAUAAAAUAGUGAUUGCUGGGAAUCAUGAACUGACAUUUGAUAAGGAAUUCAUGGCAGACCUUGUUAAACAGGAUUACUACCGCUUUCCCUCUGUGUCCAAAUUGAAACCAGAGGACUUUGACAAUGUUCAGUCACUUCUGACAAACAGUAUUUACUUGCAAGAUUCAGAGGUAACAGUUAAAGGAUUCCGAAUAUACGGUGCCCCAUGGACACCAUGGUUUAAUGGAUGGGGCUUUAACCUACCCAGAGGUCAGUCUUUGCUGGACAAGUGGAACCUUAUCCCUGAGGGCAUUGAUAUCCUAAUGACACAUGGACCUCCUCUUGGUUUUCGAGACUGGGUCCCAAAGGAGCUGCAAAGAGUUGGCUGUGUGGAGCUGUUGAACACUGUGCAAAGGCGAGUAAGGCCCAAACUCCACGUCUUUGGUGGAAUUCAUGAAGGUUAUGGCAUUAUGACAGACGGUUACACAACGUACAUCAACGCCUCAACAUGUACAGUCAGCUUUCAACCAACCAAUCCUCCAAUUAUAUUUGACCUUCCAACCCCUCAAGGAUCAUGAAGCACUACUGCACAGUUUAGUGGGGAAGGUCUAUAAACUGCCAUUUUCUAAUUAUAAAACUUACAUUCUCUUACAUGUUUAUUUCCAAAAUUAUGUGGGUUUUUUGUAAAUUGCUGGUACAAAAAAGAAAAAGAGGUUAUGCUUUUUGGAAAUGCAGCAUCCAUUUUAAAUUGAUACAGCAUUGUGAAUUUGUAAAAUGAACUUUUUUUGUUUUCUCAAACUUGCCAUUGUAAAAUUGUUAUAGUAUUCUCAAAAGGACAGCCAAGCUUUCUUUUAACAAGUGAGAGACCUUAUUUUAAUAUUAUAUUAUAAGCUAAAAAGGCAGCAUUUAAAAAAAAACACCAAAUUUGCACAACUGUUAUUGUUUGAAAGUUUUUAAAUGUAAUUUUUCCUAGUUAAGAUGUCACCUUCCCCUAUCUCCCCCCCGCAGUUAUAUUAAACUUUUUUUUAGUAAUGUAAACAUGAUUUAGGAGUCUGUUUGCCCCUUGAUAAGUGUGCAUGUACUGUAGUUCCCUCCUAUUACCAGUAAUGUGCAGCAAGGGGAGAACAGACUUCACAGUUGUUUGUCUCUGCCUACUUUAAAUAUAGAUAGCUGCAUCCUUUAUGUGAUUUUCUACCUUUUUAUUAUUUGGGUUUUUUGUUUUGUUUUUUAAAUUAUUUUAGCUUUAAAAAUACGGGGAUGAAAGCUGCAAAGAGCAGGUGUUUCAUGCAGUAAAAACAUGUAAAUGCGGACUCCUUUUAAAUAUGAAUUUAUAUAUAUAUGUAUUUUUUGUGCAUUAUAACUAGGAAUUUAAUAUUGCAAGUAUAGCAUCUGAAAAAUUAUGCUGUACAGCACAUCUAAAUUAUGAAGGAUGUGACAUUUUCCAAGUGCUCAAGGCCUUCAAGAGCUUGAGUUAAAUCUUUGUGCAGUUUCAGGCAUGUAUAGAAUCAAAUGGAUACAAUCAAGCCUAACUAAAAUAAGGCUUAGUUGUCCUUUAUAUUUAAAUAUUCUUGAAUUGUCUUUUUAUUUCCUUUUUUCCUUAUUUUGCACUGUGUGUAAAUGCAAUCUUACUAGCACAAAAUAUUGUUGCAGAUAGUUAUUUCUGUUCUACCAAUGUAAAUGCUAUUGAGCUUUGUUCUGUUUUAUGUUACCUUGUUAAUGGAAUUUAGAAAAGCAGUUGUUUCUUUAAAUUUAUUGUGAUAUUAUAUAUCUAGCGGCCUUUAUAU